This is a messenger RNA of Tachysurus fulvidraco (yellow catfish), 1251 nucleotides long. RefSeq names its product P2Y purinoceptor 1. NCBI's taxonomy places the organism in Eukaryota, Metazoa, Chordata, Actinopteri, Siluriformes, Bagridae. Gene Ontology annotation, molecular function: neuropeptide receptor activity. Gene Ontology annotation, biological process: G protein-coupled receptor signaling pathway. The coding region runs from base 134 to 1126 and encodes 330 amino acids. The record is from RefSeq and is a predicted model, not a curated record. Gene Ontology annotation, cellular component: membrane. The transcript has a single exon.
CGAGUUUCCUGUCUGGUAAGUUGUCUGUGAGUCAGAAAAAAACACCACAGCAUCAACAUGCGUUGUAGCUGAGUUCAUGUGCAGAGACUUCAGAGCGCGUUCAAGAUACGGUUGAUUUCUAGAGCUGAAAACAAUGGACAAUAAAACUGAGAACUCUAGCUGCUGGAACGUUAACUUUGGCUUUCCAGUAGUCUUUUUAACCACUGUAUAUAUAAUUGUUUUUAUUUUUGGACUUCUUGGUAACUGCUUUGGACUGAAAUCUAUUGUGACAAACUGGAGGAAGCUGGGAAACAUUAAAAUCUUUGCUUUAAACUUGUGCAUUGCCGAUAUUUUGUACCUGCUUACCUUGCCGUUUCUGGUGACCUACCAAGUUAAAUCACAACUGUGGAUCUUUGGAAACCAUUUCUGCAAGAUUACAAGAUUCCUAUUCAACGCUAAUCUCUAUGGGAGUAUUGGAUUUCUGACAUGCAUCAGUGUGUACAGAUAUCUGGGUGUUGUACACACACUGAAGGUGAAAGGCAGGAUAAAGGUACGGCACUCUAUAGGAAUAGCUGCACUUGUCUGGUUCAUGGUGUUGCUUCAAUGUCUGCCUGAUGUCUAUUUUGAUAAAACAGUCAAUUUGAAUAAAACUCAAUGCUUUGACACGACUACAAACACCAGCAUGGAGUCUUACUUGAAGUACAGCAUUACACAGACGAUUACUGGAUUUGUAAUCCCUUUGGUGUUGAUGGUGUGCUGCUAUGGCCACAUGGCUGUGAUCCUAACCACUAGGAAAGACAUCGGAGACACCACGCUGAAGCUGAAGUGCCUCAGGCUGGUAGUGAUCCUGGCCAUGCUCUUUUUCAUGUGCUACAUCCCCUUCCACAUCUUCAGAAAUCUCAACCUGAUAACUCGCAUCUCAAAAAUCAAGUAUAAUAUCUGUAAGACAUGGUACCCCAGCGUGUAUAUAGCGAAACAGAUAAGCGAUGGACUAGCAUGCCUGAACAGUGCCUUAAACCCACUGGUUUAUUUCAUGAACAGUGAUAAUCUGCUGAAGAAGUGUUUUCAUUUCAGGAAAAAAAAACGGCAAGAUCCACGUUUGCCAGACCCAACAAUGGAACAAACUAAUCUUACAUAUUUAAAGUGAGUGCUCUUUAUGCUGGGGCAAUAUGUGUUUGUUUUGUUUUGUGCUUUGUUCUGCUUCAUUUUAGUGUGACUUAAAAUGCACUGAAUCUUCAUACAAAAAUUUCUGCAUGAAGUGGUUUAUUUUUU